AUGUCUCUACUCCAACUUUUCCCCACCCCUCUGUCUUUUCAGGAUGGUUCCAAACAGAGGCAGGUGAGGAAGAAAACUGUGUCCUUCAGCUCGAUGCCGAGUGACCGUAAGAUCAACAGCACUGCUGCCUGCAUGGCCUUCAUGAUGGAGGGUUGUGAGAUGAAGAAGGUGCGCUCCAACUCGCGCAUGUACAACCGCUACUUCCUGCUGGAUCCAGACAUGCACUGGCUCCGCUGGGAGCCGUCCAAGAAAGACUCAGAGAAGGCCAAACUGGAAAUCAAGAGCAUCAAGGAGGUCCGUUUGGGAAAGAAAACUCCAGUUUUGCGCAGCAAUGGUCUCUCAGAUCAGUUCCCUGAGGAAUGCGCCUUUUCUAUUAUCUAUGGGGAUAAUUAUGAGUCUUUGGAUUUGGUAGCCAGUACUGCAGAUGUUGUCAGUACAUGGGUGAUGGGCCUUAGGUAUCUGGUGUCUUAUGGCCGUCACACUGUGGACAUGGUGGAACACAAUCAACCAAGCCUACGAACAUCUUGGAUUGGUUCAGUGUUUGACCUUGCAGAUAUGGAAAAAGAUGGACACAUAGACCUGUUCAGAGCCACUCAGAUCAUCAAGGGGCUCAAUCCUGGAAUGAAAGAGGCUAGGAUAGAGUUGAAGUUUAAGGAGUUACAGAAAGCUAAAGACCAAUAUGGAGAAGCAAUUAACAUGGACACAUUUGUGGAGGCCUAUUGUGAGCUCUGCACCAGACCAGAGAUUUUCUUUCUGUUGGUCCAGUUCUCUAGUAACAAGGAGUAUCUGGACAAUAAAGAUCUGAUGCUUUUUGUUGAGGUUGAGCAAGGAGUAGAGGGUGUUACAGAAGAAAUGUGCAGAGAUAUUGUCCAGAAAUAUGAGCCAUCCGCAGAGGGUAGAGAAAGGGGCUACCUCUCCAUUGAUGGUUUUACACACUACCUCCUGUCCUCUGAAUGCCACAUCUUUGACCCGCAACACAAACGUGUGUGCCAAGAUAUGAGCCAGCCUCUGUCCCAUUACUACAUCAACUCGUCGCAUAAUGCCUCCCUUCUCGACGAUCAUUUCUGGGGUUCGUCCGACAUCAGCAGCUACAUCCGUGCUCUAAGAAUGGGGUGUCGCAGCAUUGAGGUCAUAGUGUGGAAUGGCCCCGAUAAUGAGCCGGUGGUAUAUGUCGGUAGUUCUGUGGCCUCACAGCUGGCUUUCUCUAAAGUUCUGGACAUUAUAAACCAGUAUGCUUUUGAAAGUUCUGAAUACCCCCUGAUUCUCUGCCUGGUGACUCAUUGCUGCAUCCCUCAGCAAAGGGUCAUGGCCCAACACAUGAAGAAGAUACUCGGUGACAAACUUUACGUUGAUCCCCCAAAUAAAGAGGAAAAUUACCUACCCUCUCCGGAACGACUUAAAGGUAAAAUUCUUUUGAAGAGUAAAAAGCUGCCACCCAGUUGCAUAGAUGCCGAGGGGGACGUUACAGAUGAGGAGGAGGGUCUGGAAAUGUCUCGCAGAGUUGGAGCUGAUGAGCAGGAUGAGCUUAAUGGCUUGGGCUGCAAGAGAUUGAGGCUGUGCAGGGAGCUAUCUGACCUUGUCUCUCUCUGCAAAUCAGUGCAGUUCAGGGACUUUGAAAUCUCCAAGAGGGACCAAAAAUACUGGGAGAUUUGUUCUUUCAAUGAAGUAGAUGCGAACAGAUUUGCCAACGAGUUUCCGGAGGAGUUUGUCUGCUACAACAAGCGCUUCCUUUCCAGAGUAUACCCCACACCUAUGAGGAUUGAUGCCAGCAACAUGAACCCCCAGGACUUUUGGAAGUGUGGCUGCCAGAUUGUAGCCAUGAACUACCAGACUCCAGGCUUGAUGAUGGACCUUAACUUGGGAUGGUUCAGGCAGAAUGGCAACUGUGGGUAUGUCUUACGGCCCGCCAUCAUGAGAGAGGAGGUGUCCUACUUUAGUGCCAAUGCUCGCGACUCCCUGCCAGGGGUUUCUGCCCAGCUUCUUCACAUCAAGGUCAUCAGUGGCCAGAAUCUGCCUAAACCCCGAGGCUCUGCCGCGAAGGGGGAUGUGGUGGAGCCCUACAUAUAUGUAGAGAUUCAUGGCAUACCAGCUGACUGUGCUGAGCAAAGAACCAAGACCGUGUCCCAGAAUGGAGACAACCCUAUUUUUGAUGAGACUUUUGAAUUCCAGAUCAAUUUACCAGAACUCGCAGUUCUACGCUUUGUGGUUCUGGAUGACGACUACAUUGGAGAUGAGUUCAUUGGCCAGUACACCAUCCCUUUUGAGUGCCUACAACCAGGCUAUAGACACGUCCCUCUACAGUCUCUUACAGGCGAGUUCCUGCCAAACACCACCUUGUUUGUUCAUGUAGCCAUCACCAACAGGCGGGGUGGAGGAAAGGCACAUAAAAGGGGUCUAUCUGUCAGGAAGGGUCGGAAGGCUCGCGAGUAUACCACCACCAAGACCACAGGAAUCAAAGUAGUGGACGAGCUCUUCCGAGCUUCCACGCAGCCCCUCAGGGAGGCUACAGACCUCAGAGAAAAUGUGCAGAAUGCCAUGGUUUCCUUUAAGGAGCUGUGUGGCCUGACCCCUGCCGCCAACAUGAAGCAGUGUAUCCUGACGGUGUCCACCUGGCUGAUGAACAGCGAGCGAUCGCUGAGGGUGACGGUGGACCUGAGCGAGACCUACCCCACCAUGGAAGCUCAGGGUCCCGUGCCCGAGCUGUUGCGGAAAGUGCUCAACGCCUAUGACAUGAUGAUCCAAACCAGCAGAAUCCUGAUUGAGUCGGCUGAUGUCGUCUACUCCAAGCUCACACAAGCACAACGUGCAGGCCUGGACUUCCACGAGGACCUGCAUCGCAUCGGGGCAAAGGAGGGUCUGAAGGGUCGCAAACUUCAAAAGGCACUGGAGAGCUACGCUUGGAACAUCACUGUACUCAAAGGCCAGGCGGACCUGCUGAAGCACGCAAAGAGUGAGGCGUUGGACACUCUGCGUCAGAUCCACUGCGCCGCUCAGUCCUGUGGCCUCAGCAAGAACGGAGCCGCCUCUCCCCAGCUCCAGCACCACCCCUUCCACCAGCCCCCACCCACGCAGCAGAUGCCUCCGGUCAAGCCUCCACCGCUGUACCAGCCUCAAACUCAGCCUCACACCCAGACCGCGCCUCAGGCUUAUCUCAGCCCGCACCCCCAGCCGCCCACUCUCCCCCCCACCCACCCCGUCUCAAUGCCCCCGGCCUACCCCCAGCCCCCGCCCCUCACCCAGAUCCAGCUUCAGUCACACAGCCAGCAGCAGAGGGCGGCGGGACCCCUCAACGCCAUCCCCGAGAGAGAGAAAGAGACGGUCAGUGACAAUCCCGUCGGGUCCUGCUGA
This is a messenger RNA of Menidia menidia (Atlantic silverside), 3348 nucleotides long. NCBI's taxonomy places the organism in Eukaryota, Metazoa, Chordata, Actinopteri, Atheriniformes, Atherinopsidae. The record is from the annotation of a GenBank genome assembly.